CCCCGUGCUCCACAACGGUCGGCAGAGCAAUGAUUCAUAGCCACCCUAUACAAAAUGUCACUAGACUUCAAAACGCGCAGCCCACGAAGGGGAGAGCAGAGCGAUCUGCAAUCUAGUGGCUGUCAAGCAACAUAUUGUUGCCACCUAGUUUAUCCCCCCGACGUAAAGUCAAGUCGGAAGGAAGAUAAAAGUGGCGAGCGCCCGGCGUGGCACCACGCCGGCGGUGCUCCUGAGGGCUCCGGGUUCAUACCGGAUGUCGCUUACGCAGAGUAUGCGGACAAUGUGAAGAGAGGCGAUAGGCAAGGGCCAGGCUCAAGGUUGGGAUAGGAGAGGCGGAGAGGAAAGGUCAGCGGCGGGGCCAGAGAGAGGAUAAUCCGAUAGAUUGAGGCGAAAGUGAGGUAAGUCUGCGUCUCGUGACCCGGGGUCCUAAGCGAACACAGCAGUGGAUGCCGUUGACCACA
This is a messenger RNA of Cutaneotrichosporon oleaginosum, 461 nucleotides long. RefSeq lists its product as uncharacterized. The record is from RefSeq and is a predicted model, not a curated record. Lineage: Eukaryota; Fungi; Basidiomycota; Tremellomycetes; Trichosporonales; Trichosporonaceae.